AUGAACUUAGUUCUCUUAAAGCUCUUUGCGUUAUUCUGCGCAAUUUCUGUGUUUGCCAAACCUCCUGCGCUGCCUAGGAGGCCUGGCCAGUCGAUUGUCGCGAGACAAGAGCAGACCAAUGGCCGUCAGAAUGUCGUGACAUGGGACAAAUACUCCAUUUUCAUCAACGGGAAACGCGUCAUGCUCUUCAGCGGAGAAGUUCAUCCCUACCGGAUCCCAGUGCACAGCUUCUACCUCGACAUUUUCCAGAAGAUCAAGUCCAUGGGUUUCAAUGCUGUUUCUUUCUACGUCUUCUGGGGCAUCAUUGAACCAAAGCGCGGCGAUAUAUCUUUUGAAGGGUUCCGUGACUUGCAACCUUUCUUUGAUGCCGCCCAGAAAGCUGGCCUCUAUCUGAUUGCCCGACCAGGUCCCUACAUCAACGCAGAGACGACAGGUGGUGGCUUCCCGGGGUGGGGCACAUAUACUCCAGGAAUUUGGAGAACCUCAAACACCACCUACAUCGAGGCAUAUCAGGGCUACAUCAAGGCAGUUGGUGCUGUAAUUGCCAAGAAUGAAAUCACGAAAGGAGGGCCGGUCAUUUUGGUUCAAUCCGAGAACGAGUACAGUGGGUGGGCGGCGCCAUAUAGCGAGGAUUUCGUGUAUGAGGCUAGGCUCAUGCAAGAUAUUAUCGACAGUGGUAUUACUGUUCCAAUCAUUACCAAUGAUGCAUGGCCCGGAGGUCACUACACAAUGGUCGAUAUCUACGGCUACGACUCCUACCCCAAUGGAUUCGACUGCUCGCGUCCUUACACUUGGGCCUCUGGUGCUGUUCCGGAAUGGUUCUGGGGUGCCCAUAUGCAAUACACCCCGAACAUCGCCAACGCCGUAUACGAAUUCCAGGCUGGCGCUUUUGACGGAUGGGGUGGAUCUGGCUAUCCUACGUGCGCGAUUCUUACUGGACCAGAGUUUGAAAGAGUUUUCUACAAGAAUGAAUACGCCAUGUCGACAACAGUUUUGAAUUUGUAUAUGAUACAUGGUGGAACGAACUGGGGAGGAAUUGCGCAUCCAGGUGUUUACACCUCUUACGACUACGGCUCGGCUAUAGCAGAAGAUCGUACCUUGCGCGAGAAGUACUACGAACUCAAGCUGCAAGCCAACUUCUUGGCAGUCUCUCCCGCAUACCUCACGACAAGGCCCAUAAACAUCGGCAGCUCGCAAGGCUCCUUCACUGGAAACUCUGCCUUGAAGACGACCCAAGUGUUAGACGAGGUUGGCGGUAAGACUGGAUUCUACGUCGUCAGGCAUAUCGUUUUUCUUCGCUUCCUCCAUGAGCUCUUCAACCUCGGUACUUUGGCCAUCCCGACGCUUGGCGGUUCUCUUGCGCUCAAUGGCAAGGAUUCUAAGAUUCAUGUAGUUGAUUACGCUGCCGGAUCUACGACACUCGUUUACUCGACUGGCGAGAUUAUGACCUGGGCAACCAUCGACGGACGAGAUAUCAUUCUCCUUUACGGCAGUGAGGGAGAGCUGCAUGAGACUGCAAUUAAGUUCGAGGGCUUAACCGCACCUACUGUCACGGUUGUUUCUGGUUCUGCGACGAUCAAGCAGAAGGUCCUCGAUGGUGGCGCUUUGGCUCUGCAAUACACUACCACAGGCCAAUCAGUCGUGGACGUUGGAAGCACUCGUCUCUACAUCCUUGAGCGAGGCGAGGCUUACCAGUUCUGGGUCCUUCACCCACCAACAUCCGGUCCUUAUGCGGCCUACAACACCGAGAACUCAAUUAUUAUUAAGGGAGGCUACCUCCUUCGCUCGGUCAACAUCAACGGUCGUACCCUAGCAAUCACAGGAGACCUCAACAACACUGCAAACUUCGAGAUCAUUGCUCCAACUGCAGCUUCCAAUAGGGUUACCUUCAACGGAGCUCCUUUGGCCCUCUCCAAGACUUCGUACGGCACUUUGACUGCGAGGAGGGCCGCCACCUUGCCGCCUGUGUCUAUUCCAGACUUGUCUUCUCUCUCAUGGAAAGCUGCGAACAGCUUGCCCGAAAUUGCUUCUACGUAUUCCGACGAUGUAUGGACUGUAGCUGACCUUAUAACCACUGACAAUCCUUCUGGUCUUGCGACGCCCGUCGUCCUUUACUCUGGCGAAUACGGCUACCACACCGGGAACAUCCUCUGGCGGGCCCACUUCACCGCGACGGGCUCCGAGACUGGUUUCAGAGCCCGAGUUAUAGGCGGAGCUGCCUUCGCUUAUUCCGUCUGGCUCGAUUCCACUUUCAUCGGCUCCUGGGAAGGAAAUGCGCCACGCAAUGAGUUUGAAGGCACUUUCAACUUCCCAGCGACGUUGGUGGCAGGUUCCAACCAUAUCAUCACCCUUCUUCAGGACCACAUGGGCUAUGAAGAGGAUUGGGUUGCUGCUAGCGAGACCUUCAAGGCGCCACGAGGGCUUUUGAGCUACUCGUUCAUCGGAAGCUCGACUACGACGGUCACGACUUGGAAAGUAACAGGUAACCUCGGCGGCGAGGAUUACAUUGACAAAGUUCGCGGAGCACUCAACGAGGGUGGUCUAUUCGCCGAAAGACAGGGAUGGCACUUGCCUGGGUUCAACGAUGCGUCUUGGGAUUCAGGAUCGCCGACUGCUGGAAUCUCUGCCCCUGGCGUCAGUUUCUACAGGACUAAAUUCAAUCUGAACGUGCCCAACGGUGUUGACUAUCCCUUGGCACUCGUCACUACGAACUCCACGACCAACCCGCACUUCCGGGCUCAGUUCUACGUGAAUGGCUAUCAGUUUGGAAAAUACAUCAACCACAUUGGUCCACAGAAAUUGUUUCCCGUCCCCCAAGGUGUCCUCAAUUACAAGGGUGAGAACACUUUGGCUGUUUCUCUCUGGGCCACAGGAUCCGAAGGAGCGAAGCUCGAUUCCUUGAACCUACAGUUGACGGCCAGAGUGGAGAGCAGCAUGCAACCUGUCGUCAACAUUCCGACUCCCGCUUGGGCACCUCGCCCUGGUGCAUACUAA
This is a messenger RNA of Cyclocybe aegerita, 2994 nucleotides long. The record is from the annotation of a GenBank genome assembly. NCBI's taxonomy places the organism in Eukaryota, Fungi, Basidiomycota, Agaricomycetes, Agaricales, Hemipholiotaceae.